AUGCGCAGCCUUCCUUUGGAAGAAGCACUGACUAAUGUACCUGCCAAGACCGCUGAGCAGACUCCAUGGUAUUCUCGCUUUGGAAAACGACGUGGUGAUCGAAACGGAAAGAUGCCUAAUCAAGUGGAAAUUGCAGAUACUUACGAAAAUGUCGACGUUUCGUUCUUGCCAUUCGAUAGUUAUCUGAUUGUAUUUGUGCUGGGUGCUCCUGGAUCAGGAAAAGGUACCCAAUGCGCUCGGGUCGCUGAGGCAUACGGAUUAGCACACAUAUCAACGGGUGAUUUGCUGCGAGAGGAAGCAGCCAAGGAGACUGAGCUUGGAAAGGGGAUACGAGAAUCUAUGAAGCAUGGUAAAAUGGUGUCAACUGAACUUACGCUUAAGCUAUUAUUUCAAGCGAUGAAAGCUUCCGGAAAGGAUGUUUGUGGGUUUCUCAUUGAUGGAUUUCCUAGGACUAUGGACCAAGCAGUGGAGUUUGAGAACACUAUUGGUCGCUGUGAUUUCGUCUUAUACUACUCCUGCCCCACGGAAACGCUUGUACGUCGGCUAAUCAAGCGUGGUGAAACGAGCGGUCGCGUAGAUGACAACAUAACAAGCAUUGAAACACGAAUCCGAGUAUUCGAGCAGACCAGUCUACCUGUUAUCGAAUACUACGAACAUGAGGGUCGCGUUCAGCAGGUAGAUGGUAACGCACCUGUUGAACAAGUGACAGAAGAGACGUUUAAUAUAUUUGACAUGGUAUUUGAUGAACAGUCACAAGUAAAUGAUACUACUGAACUAGGGGGAGUUCGUAAAUGA
This is a messenger RNA of Paraglomus brasilianum, 795 nucleotides long. The record is from the annotation of a GenBank genome assembly. Lineage: Eukaryota; Fungi; Glomeromycota; Glomeromycetes; Paraglomerales; Paraglomeraceae.